Molecule: messenger RNA, 6806 nt
Organism: Falco peregrinus (peregrine falcon)
Lineage: Eukaryota; Metazoa; Chordata; Aves; Falconiformes; Falconidae
Gene: PAK2
Product: p21 (RAC1) activated kinase 2
Exons: 16
Coding region: 362-1939 (525 amino acids)
Biological process (GO): intracellular signal transduction; protein phosphorylation; regulation of MAPK cascade
Cellular component (GO): cytoplasm
Molecular function (GO): protein serine/threonine kinase activity; ATP binding
Source: RefSeq, a predicted model, not a curated record
GGCCGGGCCGGCUGCGGGAGGGCGGCGCGGCGGGGCCUGAGCUCGGCCCCGGCUUUCUGCGGGCCGCGGCGGGCCCCGCCUCGCUGCCCCGCCGCCGGCAGCCCCUGCGAGGGGCCGCCGCCGUCCGCGGGUUCUCCGAGUCCUUGGGGAGCCGGUUAGAACCUCGGUAACCUCGCCGGGCGGGGAACGUCGGCGUGGAUGUGGCUGUUAACGUGGGUUUUCCCGUGAGGAUUUGCAGGCGCGGAAGCGGAGCGGGUGCGGGCGGCGCAGAAUUGAAAGGACCUGAGAAAAUUUUCCCGUAGAUGACAAGCUCUUGGAAAGUUGACCACUUCUAAAGUGUUUUCACUAGCUAUUGAGAACCAUGUCUGACAACGGAGAACUGGAAGACAAACCACCAGCUCCUCCUGUCCGGAUGAGCAGUACUAUCUUCAGUUCAGGGGGCAAAGACCAGUUGUCUGCCAACCACAGCUUGAAACCCCUGCCCUCUGUACCAGAAGAGAGAAAACCUAGAAAUAAAAUCAUCUCCAUAUUCUCUAGCACUGAAAAAGGAAGCAAGAAGAAGGAAAAGGAAAGGCCAGAAAUCUCCCCACCGUCAGAUUUUGAGCACACCAUCCAUGUUGGCUUUGAUGCUGUUACUGGAGAGUUCACUGGAAUGCCAGAGCAAUGGGCUCGGUUGCUUCAGACCUCAAAUAUCACGAAGCUAGAACAGAAGAAAAACCCCCAGGCAGUACUAGAUGUGCUGAAAUUCUAUGACUCCAAAGACACAGCAAAACAGAAGUAUCUGAGUUUUUCUGCUCCAGAAAAAGAUGGUUUCCCGUCAGGAACACCAACGACCAAUGCCAAAGGUUCAGAACCAUCAACAGCUGUGGCAGAUGAUGAUGAGGAUGAUGAAGAAGCUCCUCCUCCUGUUAUUGCUCCACGACCAGAUCACACAAAAUCGAUUUAUACACGGUCUGUAAUUGACCCCAUCCCUGCACAAGCCAGUGACACUUCUGUUGACAGUGCGACAAAAUCAGGUGAUAAGCAGAAAAAGAAGACCAAAAUGUCGGAUGAAGAGAUCAUGGAAAAACUGCGCACUAUUGUAAGCAUAGGAGAUCCCAAGAAAAAAUACAACAGAUAUGAAAAAAUUGGGCAGGGGGCUUCAGGUACAGUUUUCACAGCUAUUGAUGUGGCAACCGGGCAGGAGGUUGCUAUUAAACAGAUAAACCUGCAGAAACAGCCCAAGAAGGAGUUGAUUAUUAAUGAGAUCUUGGUAAUGAAGGAGCUAAAGAACCCCAACAUAGUCAACUUCCUGGACAGUUACCUCGUAGGAGAUGAGUUGUUUGUGGUGAUGGAGUAUCUAGCUGGAGGCUCUCUAACAGAUGUGGUCACAGAAACGUGUAUGGAUGAAGCACAGAUUGCUGCUGUUUGCAGAGAGUGCUUGCAAGCACUUGAGUUCCUACAUGCCAACCAGGUCAUCCACCGAGACAUUAAGAGUGACAAUGUGCUGUUAGGAAUGGAUGGAUCCGUUAAACUAACCGACUUUGGUUUCUGUGCUCAGAUCACCCCAGAGCAGAGCAAGCGCAGCACUAUGGUUGGAACUCCCUACUGGAUGGCCCCCGAGGUGGUCACACGGAAAGCGUACGGCCCUAAAGUGGAUAUCUGGUCACUGGGCAUCAUGGCCAUCGAGAUGGUGGAAGGAGAACCCCCGUACCUCAACGAAAACCCCCUGAGGGCUUUAUAUUUGAUAGCAACUAAUGGCACACCAGAGCUACAGAACCCUGAGAAACUGUCCCCAAUAUUCCGGGAUUUCUUGAACCGAUGUUUGGAGAUGGAUGUAGAGAAAAGAGGAUCAGCCAAAGAACUGCUACAGCAUCCCUUCUUGAAACUGGCCAAACCUCUGUCUAGCUUGACACCACUGAUCUUGGCAGCCAAAGAAGCAAUGAAGAGUAACCGCUAACAUUACUGCCACAGCCUUCAUCCUUUUUUUGUUUGUUUGUAUUUUACAAAUCUUUAUAAUAUAUGACAUUGUUACACCUCGGGGGGGUGGGAAGGGAUUUUGGUGGGGGGGAAACGUCUGCAAAAGGGAAGAAACUGUCAUCCAGAAGACACCCAAAAUGAAUUGUGGUGACUCUAGUGAUCCCUGUCUGGGGUCCAGAAGGAACUGAGGACAUUUUUUUUUUUUUUUUCCUUUUUUUUCCACACAGCCCAGAAAUGCCACUUACUGUGCCCAGGGUUUUAAGGGUUUUUAAUGACUUCACUGUAACAACUCCCAUUCAUUGUACCCUUCUGGGUACUUUCAAUACUUGAAUGACAGAUUCAAGCUUUCAGAGAGCAGUACUAAUUUUGCCUGCUGGUCUCUUUCACUCUCCUCUUCCUCCCCUUUACCUGUCUAGUUUCAAAUCACUCUAGUAAGCUCCCAUAUGACUAGAUUCACGGCAAGUGUGACAAUGUGAAGGUACAUCUUGCCCCUCAUUUCCUUUACAGAUUAGCUGUCACUGUACUGUAGAAUUGAUAACCCGGCUACUUAAGAAAUCGUAACGUGUUGAGAUGUUUUUCACUUUUUAAGAUGAAUAUGGAGAGGGGGGAAGAGUAGUAUUCAGCUGUUUCUCAUAUGCCUGUGUUCUGGGGACUUUUAAUCAAAGGUGUGGCCUCUUUGUGGAAACUUAAUGAUGGAUCGAGUCUUUGGAUGUUGGUUUAUCGAUAUGUAGGUAGGGGUCAGAUACUUUAUUUAUGAUCAAAUGAUCAGCUAUAGUCAGGGCAAGAAAAAAUUCCAGCUGUCUUCCUGUCUGCUCUGUAUUUUUUCCCUGUUAGACUUGCUGGCCAGAAGCUUGAGGGAUAACGUGCUUGGUGCGGUGGGUGGUUCAAAAACAUGUAUUGUAUCUGUGCUCUGAUUUGGGCUUUGGAAGUUAUGCUGGUGCCUUUGACUUUUUUAUUUUACAUUUCCCUUCUUUGUAUCAAAUACAUUUUUGUAUAUGUUGUAUUUUUUUCCCCAAGCAAAUAAUGCAUCAACCUAUGGAGUUGUCAGUUUAAGUAUCAGAGCUAUUUUUUCCAGUUUUGUAUGUGCUCCGUUUGUACUAAUGAAAUCAGAAGAACGAAUAAUCGGAUCUGAGGACACUGAAGAUACAUGAGUUUUUAAAUAUGAUUCAAAAAGAAGAUUAUGAACACCUGGAAAUGCCAGAGCGCUGUUCUGAGAAGACGAAAGCUGAGGGGGGAGAACAGCGCUGUCAGACAUUCAUGGGGCUUAUUUGACUGGCUCAUUCAAGGUUGAGGAGACAUGAUGUGUCACGCUGAUCCUUUCUCACUAAAGACAUUGUACCAACUAGAAUGGCUGAAGUCAAACAUGCAAUGCAAGAAAAAGUGCCUCCCUCUGAAGGACAGUGAGCAACUUGAGCAGUUGAGUUCUUGGGGUGUUACCAGGGGCAAGUGUAGAAGAGCCUGUGCUGCGGCUUCUUCUAGUGCUACAGUCUGUGCAUUUCAACUUCCCCAACAGUUUAACGAAGAGCCAACUGUGGUGACAAUGUGCCAAAUGAUUCUGUGAAAGAACAACUGUUACUUUAGUGGGAUUUUACCGCGUUCCCAGUGGGGCAGGACCUGGGACAGGUAGGGUUAUGGCUGCAUAUGGACAGAGGACCCUGAAUAAAAUUUUUUUUUGCACACUUUUACAAACGUUGCUGGCAGAAGAUAGAAGACAUUUUCAGAUAAUUUCAGUAUUUGUAUAGUGAUAGAGGUAACUAUGUUUUGGAGACGACUGGUAGCCAAGGUAUGACAAAACCAACUUCCAGUUGAGAGCAGCUGGCCAGAACAGUGGGGGUUAUUUGUGCCGAUGGUGGAGGGGGAGUUGGGGCUGGGGUCUUGCAGCAUCCGCUGCUGCGGCUCACUAGCUACUGGGAAUUGGUGUGGUACCAACACGAUGCCUUGUGCAGGGCACUACAGUAGCGCAGUACAGCUUGUAUGCUACUCUUGCGUGGUAGUAAAAAUUAAUGUCGGGUAAAUUGUUAGCUGCUCCAUCACAGGAAUAAAUCCCUCUAGCUCUAAGUGUAAGAAUAGUUACAGUUUUAAAUUCAAGGAAGUGUCUCAUUCCAGGCAAGGAAACCUAGAUGCAUUUCCCAGGCAAAAUGUAUUACGAGCCACGGACACUGUACACACUGUAACGGCAAUGCCCCGGGUUGGGCGCGUCUGGCUCCCUGACCAAAUGAAGUAGCGAGGAAGCUUGGCUGAGAAAAUAGAACUGUCAUACCAAUGAUUCCCUCUUUGUCCAUUGCUGGCAGUGGACUUUGUGAAACUCCUUGUGCCGGAGUUAAACUGGGAGCUUUUCUUUCUUUCUUUCUUCUUUCUCUUUUUUUUUUCUCCUUAUUUUUUUAUGGCACAAUCUAGGCAGUAAGAUACCUUGCAAUAAAUUUAAUUUUUUUAAAUAGAAAACCAAGAAAUCUUAAGUAAUUUUAACUUAUUAGUUCACUUUUCUUGGUGAAUGAGAAUGGUUUAAAACAUGUUACAAAAUUUGUCCGAUUUAGUCUACUUUGGAGAUGAUUUCCAGACUUUCAGCCGUCUUGGCACACAAAACUUGGCCCAGUCCAGAGGUUACCAAAACAUACCCCAGUGCCUGGCCGGGUGACCUGGAAGGUGCUUAGCUCUGAGGCUGAGACAUGCCCAUGCCCACCGCUCCCCCAGCAGCUUUGUUGUUGGACGGUGAGGUUCCUCUCCCCACUGCCAGAAAUCGGGGUCGGAGAUGGGGCUGGCAGAAGAGGAGAGCCGUGAGGAGGUUGCUGUGCCGUGCUUUUGUCUCGCAGUGUGGCGGGCAUUGGUUUUCCAGUGACGUCAGCUGCAUGUGUCUGCAGGAAUAAAAAAUGCAAGCCGUGUUUGGUUUUUUUCCCCUGAUGGGAGCAGAUCAGUGUCCUUAAGACUUGCUGCAGGGCUGUUCGACUCUGCUGUGUCACUAGGGCGGGCAGACAGAGACCAGCCAGAGUUUGUGUAGAUGACAAGGGAUUGCAUCGGAAGGUGCUGGGAUUCCUGUGUGUCUCACUUCCGUGUGCCAGCAUGAGAUCCUGAGUCAGGAUCCAAGAUGCGUGGGGUGGUAUGAAGCGCACCAUGCGUGGCGUGCUCGGCUGGGGGGGUGUGCAGCUGGGCAUCUUGUGGCAGAGACGCAAGUGUGCAGGGAACGUGUGACUCCUGGGCUUUGCUUGUUGGUGUAGAAUAAACCGGGCUCCUCAUUAAAGCAACCGUGGCGCUGGGAACGUGCACUUUGACCUGCCUUAGGUGUUAAUGAGACUAAUUGUAGGCUUCAUCCUGGCUCUCCAGUGCAGGGAGGUGCAAAAGUGUAGCUGGAGCAGAUGGGAGAGGCUGGGUCCCUUGGUCGGAGGGGUGGUGGGUGGGCUGGGGAGGAGGCAAGAGGGUUGUUGAGGGUCUCCAGCUGGGGUUAAAUAAUUAAAUGUCUCUGGUCUGUUCUUCCCUCUGUUCCUCACGCUGUCAAUGGAGAUGGAAGUAGGUGCAAGCUUUCUUUUUAUUUUUUUAACUGUCUUCAGAUUUUAAUGUUGCCUUUUGUGUAAUUUAAUCCCAUUAUGUUAUUUAAUUGUUACUGCAAUAUUAACUACUGUAUUUGUUGACUUUGUUUAAUAACUGUUCUUUCAGGGCUAGAAAUAAACUUUUAAAAAACAUUUGGGGUUUUUUCCCCCCGUUCCCCAUCAUGAGUUUAUACCUUCUAAGACAAGACUAGCUGAAAAGAGUACAUGUUUAGAUGUCUUAAUGAGAUUAACAGAAUGUAUUUGUUUGUAAUUAAGCUUAUGAAUGCUUUAAUUACGAUGGAUAUAAUUUUAUGCUAUACUAGCCUGCCCUGUUUCUUUAUAAAUUUUUACUGCUCAUCGGUGCCUGUACCAGCCUCGUGGUAGCUGCAGGCUUUCCUUGCUGCCACGCGCUGCUGGUGGGCGGCUGUGCCUCCUGCAGAGCUCCAGGUCACCGACGGGAGGAGAGCAGCUCUGAAACACCCUUCUCACCCAACGGGGAAGCAAGGAUCCUCACCUUUCUUGCGAAGGGAGUAGAGCAAAGACCAGCCUAGUUCAUCACGGUCACAUCUUCCACCACCCGUUCGCUGUACGGUAGCCUUUUGGUAGUGCCUGGGGUGGGACUGAUGGGCCAGUAAACUGCCAUCGUGGCAAUGUGAUGAUGUUCCGGUAACUGUUCCAAACAAGACUGCUCUAUUGCACUGUGAAUAUCAUCCAGCAUUCUACAUACAAACGUGUGUCUGCACAGGCUACGUGGGGAAUGACCUGUCCCGAUGCCCACUCCAAAGGCAUGGCUCUUGGCUCUGCCCUGCCUCCGCUCAUCAGCGCUGGACCAGCAGAGCCGAAGGGUCAAGGAUGUAGCUCGCCUGGGACUUGGGACGAGACUGCUGGUGCCCGCUGGCUGGCUGCAGAGAGUCGCUUGUGUUUGUCAUUGCAACAGUAAAAAUGCUGUGGCGUGCUGGCGUGGCAGUCUAGCUACAGGAACGGACGUCUAAAUGAAUUUACUCUGGGGUUGAGAGCGGUUCAGUUAAGAUCCGGGUCAAGUUUCCGUCUUGGUUGCGAAUGUCGAGGACUCACCAUGUCGUGCAUUUCCCGUGUGUUAUUGGGAAAUUCUCUUCCCCUUUCUUGCAUGUUGUACAAGCUUUGCUCAUACCACUGACAAGGGAAAUGAAGAAACCACUCGUCUUCAGAAGCCUUUCCAACCAGACAUGAGAAUGUUGUUUUGCACAAAGCACUGUCUCUUCAGGUUAAUGAAUUUGUUGUAGUAUCUUUUGUCUUUAUAUAUAAUUGACCCUUUAUGCAUUUAAACUGAUGUUCUCUAACACUGCA